GAUGGAGGGCAGCGUGGGGAGAUUGGAAGUGGAAGCUUUGCGCAGGAAAGAGAGACUGAAAGAGCUGCGGAACAAGCGGCAGAAAGAUGAAGGGGAACCUGAGAGUAAAGUGCGCGCAGGUGAAGAGGAAGAGCAGCACAGGGAGCUGAAGCUGAGGAAUUACACCCCCCAGGACGAUGUUCUGAAGGAGCGGCAGGUGCCCCAGGCCAAGCCAAUCUCAGUGGAAGAGAAGGUGAAGGAACAGCUGGAAGCAGCCAAACCAGAGCCAAUCAUUGAGGAAGUAGACUUGGCCAAUCUUGCUCCCAGGAAACCAGACUGGGAUCUAAAGAGAGAUGUAGCCAAGAAGCUGGAAAAGCUGGAGAAAAGGACCCAGAGAGCCAUUGCAGAGUUGAUCCGGGAGCGGUUAAAAGGACAAGAAGAAGAAUUGGCUACAGCUGUGGCAUCCGCAAAUCAAGAGGAUGAAGAUUCAGACUAAACUCUCUGUGUAGUAGAAAAAAAAAAAAGCACUCGAGCACCUGAUUUGAAGCACAAGAUUUCACUGAAUCCAAGUAACCGUACUUGAGCUCUGAUUCUUAGCACUCCAGGGCCGCUCUCUUUCCCAUGGUCAGGCAGGGAUUUUGGUCUUGGGUGAGUGUCUGGUGGAAUGGUGCGUGUGCUUCAAUUGCAGCAAUCUCUGGGGCAACGAGACACAGUGUAUAUUAAACUGAUUUACUCUGUUGCAUUAAGCCAUGGAAUAUCUGCCAACCAGCUUUAUAUCCAGGAACAAUUCCUCCCCGUGUCUGACAUGGGAAAGAGAGAAGUCCAGUAAUAGGAGUAAAGAGGAUCAGAGCUAUAGAGAGGCACAAUGUCCCUGUACAUAACUGUCUGGAAUUGAAUGAUUCUAGUGUCCUGUCCCUGUACAACAGCAGCAAAGUUGCAAGUUUGGGUAUAAGCAAUGCGAGGCUGCACUGUAGGUCUGUCAUGUGGAAACUCAAUAGCCCACGUAGCCGAGAGGAGCCAUUUGUAUCUGUUUUCACUUCAAUAUGUUGCUUUGUAUGUGUUCAUUCUAUAAGGGGAAGUAAGAUGUUACUAUUUGUUACAUUUUUUUAAAUAAACCUUUAAAAACAAA
Xenopus laevis (African clawed frog) is the source of this 1108-nucleotide messenger RNA. RefSeq names its product coiled-coil domain containing 12 S homeolog (gene ccdc12.S). The record is from RefSeq and is marked provisional. Gene Ontology annotation, cellular component: U2-type spliceosomal complex; post-mRNA release spliceosomal complex. NCBI's taxonomy places the organism in Eukaryota, Metazoa, Chordata, Amphibia, Anura, Pipidae.